Morus notabilis is the source of this 1113-nucleotide messenger RNA. RefSeq lists its product as uncharacterized. NCBI's taxonomy places the organism in Eukaryota, Viridiplantae, Streptophyta, Magnoliopsida, Rosales, Moraceae. Bases 1 to 1113 code for a protein of 370 amino acids. The transcript has 3 exons. The record is from RefSeq and is a predicted model, not a curated record.
AUGGGGGCAUUAUCUAGCAUGAAGAAGAUUACUCCCUUCAAGAGAGAGCUGAACCGGAAGCCCCCGUCUAGUUACAAAGAAUUCAUCGCACAAGCACAAGGGUACAUCAACGCCGAGGAAGUGGAUGCGAAUGACCCUGAGCACAGGUCCAACAAAAACAAAGGGACUGAGCAAGGGUCGACUGCAGGAAAGCAAGACGGAAAGAAACGGAGAGGCGGAGGAAACGGGGACAAGUGGCCUGCUUCAACGCCAAACGCUCUAGAAGACAAGAAGCCGAGGCAAGAGAAAAAUCGCAAGCCUCGGCCGUUUCAAAGGUUCCACGGCGACGUUGGCGACCACACCAAUGGUUGCGCCGAUCUUAAAGAUGAGAUCGAAAGGGUAAUCUGUGAGGGAAGGCUGCAGGAGUUCAAGGCCGAGAGGAGACCAAUAAACGAUGGACACUCGAGGAGAUCUCAAAAAGACUACGCCCACGAAGCCAGAGGCAUUUACCAGGAAAGGUUCUGGAGUGUCUCCGCCGUGAAAGUAACAAGGUUUGGCAGUGCAGACGUGGCGUUUAAUGAGGACGACGCCAGCGGGGUUCACUUCCCCCACAACGACGCCUUGGUGGUAGAAGCUGUGAUUGGAAAUCACACUGUAUGCCGAAUCCUAGUGGACAAUGGGAGCUCGAUAGACCUUCUAUACUCCGACUGCCUGGAAAAGAUGGGGAUCCCAAAGGAACAAUUAGAGAGAACCUCCAGGCCGUUGUACGGUUUCAUUGGGGAUUCCGUCAUCCCUCGGGGGACAAUCCGGCUGCCUAUAACUGCUGGGGAGAAACCUCGACAAGCCACUAUAAUGGCUAAUUUUAUGGUAAUAAAGGGAGGCUCCCAAUACAAUGUCGUCAUUAGGAGGCCAACCCUACAGGUGCUGAGGGCAAUAACCUCUAUCUACAACCAGAAGGUCAAAUUCCCUACCCGAAACGGUGUAGGCGAAAUAAAGAGCAACCAGUAUGAGGCUAGGGUUACGUAUUCUGAUGCCUUGCGCGGAUAUGACCAGCCGGGGAGGCAGGAGGCCAGAAUGGUCUGUCAAGGCGCCAUUGAGGACAUAGAUCCCAAGGUCCAAGAGAAGGUCACAUGA